Molecule: messenger RNA, 648 nt
Organism: Daldinia childiae
Lineage: Eukaryota; Fungi; Ascomycota; Sordariomycetes; Xylariales; Hypoxylaceae
Exons: 1
Coding region: 1-648 (215 amino acids)
Molecular function (GO): protein binding
Source: RefSeq, a predicted model, not a curated record
AUGAGCAAAGCCUCCGCGCCCAAGAACUGGCCACCAACAUUCCCCUACCUCCAACAACCCUCUUACGCACCCCACGUAACCAAGGCUCAGCAGCAAAUUCUCCGUAUCCGGGACCCGGAAAUCUCAACCGAGAUCCCACGGGACUUUCCGCGCGGGCCCUCGGCCCUCGCGAGGAUUAUCCCUAUCAGCGACCCCUCGCACCCCGCGCACGGGCAAUCCGGGCUAUUUGCCGCGCGGCCGCUCCCGCCCGGCUCCCUCGUGCUCCCCUACUACGGGGUCGUGCACUCGUCGGUGCCGCCGCACUCCGCAGCCCACGAGAAGUCGGAUUACGACUUAUGGCUAGAUCGGGACGGGGCCUUGGCUGUUGACGCGGAGCGCGCGGGCAACGAGGCGCGCUUCGUGAACGACUUCCGGGGGGUCGCGGCGCGGCCGAACUGCGAGUUCAGAGAGUGCUGGGACUUGAGGCGAGGGGAGAAGUGCAUGGCUGUCUUCGUUCUGCCAGCCGGCAAGAACGCGGGGAAGAAGGCUGCUGCGGGUGUUGCGAAGGGCGAGGAGAUUCUUGUUAGUUACGGAAAGGGGUUUUGGAGCAAGAGGAGAGAUGAGCUUCAAGAAGAAGAUGGCGGCGUAGUUGACGAGGUUACCUCCUGA